AUCCGACCGUUCUCAUCAGGCGCAAGAUGUGAAUGUGAAACCCAAAACACGUUUGAAUAAUAGGUGCUGAAAAUGAGUGGAAAUACUUUCACCAAAUACACAAAGUACACCGUUAAAGAGCUGGAGUCGUAUGUGGCCGAUCCAGACGCUUACGUACAAAAAAUAGAAUGGGAUGAUUUUGUUGCUGUGCUGCCAAAGUUCCUCGGAAAUAUCAGUGAAGGUGUCAGAGCAUGUCUAUUACAAAAGAUCGGAACGUACGACCGGAAGGUGGACGGAAUUAUUUUGGCUUUCAAAAAUACUAAAAUACUGAGUCCGCUGUUAGCAAUCCGUCCAAACAGCGUGCGAGUACACGUAAAGGUAAAAACAGAAUUGUACGUUUUUCGACCGAUUGGGGGAUCUGUUAUCGGAGGCACAGUUCAGUACGUUUCCAGCAACUAUCUCAGCGCGGUCAUCUACCGAGUCUUUAAUGUGACUAUCAAGCUGCAAAAACAAAAGUUGAAGAACAUCUCGCGAGGCAGUGAGAUUAAAUUUGUGAUCAAGUCUUUUGAUAUGAAGAAUGAUCUUCCGUAUAUUGAGGGUGAACUGGUCGGGAAAAUGAUCAAGACCCACCCAAAAACAAAUGGCAUUAAUGCAGCCAAACACAAAACCAACAAUGUAAAACACGAAAUGGUAUCGGACAGUUGUAGCAGUGAUCCAGAAACCACUCAGAACAUUGACGAAACUGUCACGAAAUUAAGUGAACCAGAUCCAGAUAAUCAGUUAGUGGCGUUAAAAACAGAUUCGACUAAGAAGCGGAAGCGCGAAAAAGACAAACUACACAAUAUCUUCAAAUCGGGAAUGAGAGAAUCGAUUAAAUCCAUUCUAACAAGCUUUGGGAAGGAUAUAAGUGACGCAACAAAUGAUGUUGGCGGGACUACCGAAAUGCUUUCUGAAACAUUUGUUCCUGAUUUGGAAAGCUCAACAAAUUCUAGUAAAAGGAAGAAGAAAAACCCAGAUUCCAAGAACAUGGCGCUAUUAGAAGCAGAAAUACUUCGAAAAUAUGCUAUACAGCAGGAUGAGACAGAACUUGCCAAACCAGCAUUGUUAAAUGACGAAACACAAAAAGAGCAGAGCUCAUUAAAAGCAAAGAAAAGCAAAAAGAAGAAAAAAUCGCGUUCACAAGGUGCUGAAGAUGAUUUUGAAGCGUCAAUCAUGUCUUCUAUCUUCAAAUGUGCUACCGAAGCAGGUGCCAACAUAUCCGAGCUUCUUUUGGCAAAAAAGCACCCGAAAGAACCGAGAAAAUCGGUUCGUUUUGAUGAUACAAUUACAGAAGCCUCCUUCAGUGUGCUUGAUAGUUCGGAGUUGCUGGAAAUUUCCCAGUUAAAAUCUCCGGCUUUAUCUUCGACCUUGAAAGAUAGCAAGUUAUAUAAAUAAAACUUAUUUUGAAUAAAAUUAACUAUUA
Molecule: messenger RNA, 1441 nt
Organism: Topomyia yanbarensis
Lineage: Eukaryota; Metazoa; Arthropoda; Insecta; Diptera; Culicidae
Gene: Polr1F
Exons: 2
Coding region: 73-1413 (446 amino acids)
Biological process (GO): DNA-templated transcription initiation
Cellular component (GO): RNA polymerase I complex
Source: RefSeq, a predicted model, not a curated record